This is a messenger RNA of Podospora pseudocomata, 1194 nucleotides long. RefSeq lists its product as uncharacterized. Bases 115 to 1194 code for a protein of 359 amino acids. Lineage: Eukaryota; Fungi; Ascomycota; Sordariomycetes; Sordariales; Podosporaceae. The record is from RefSeq and is a predicted model, not a curated record. The transcript is spliced from 2 exons.
CCCAACUGUGAUCAUUCACUGUCAGCUAGUUUGAUACACUCUGACUCAUGGUUUGAGGGCAUCUGACUAUACCAUCAACAUCAGUAAACAUACCCCUGACCUCAACAGGCCAAAAUGUGCUACGCCCACGACCUCAACCCUACCCCUCAAGACAUGAGCUCUACCCCAUCAUCCUCAACAUCCUUCGGCUACCCUACCUCACCACCAUCCCUCCUCGUCAACACCCCAUCCAGCCUUCAACAACCUUCCAACCUAACAACCCCCUACCGCCCCCCCUCCGCCUACCCAGGCGUAAUCCCCACACCCCCAGUUGACAUCCCCCUCUGCUCCAUCUUCCUUUUCCUCCUCCUCCUCCCCAUCCCCCUCAACCUAACCCUCCACCACCUCUCCCUCUACCGCCACCGCCACCCCGGCAUCUCCACCCGCCCCCUCAUCCCAAUCCUCCUCUCCGUCUUCUGUCUCCUCCGGAUCCUGGCCCUCUCCUUAAGAAUAGCCUGGUCCGUCCACCCCUCCAACCUCCGCCUCGAAAUCGCCGCCGUGGUCCUCUCCAUGGCCGGUAUCAUCCUCCUCUACAUCGCCAACCUAAUCAUAACCCGUCGCUGGGUGCGCGAUUACGUCAUUUUCGGUUAUCGCACCCUGGUCAAGGGUUUUUUCCGGUUCUGGGCAGCGGUUGUUAUUAUUUGUCUCGUCAUGGCGGUGGUGGUGAGCGUUAAUUGUUAUUUUACUCACGAUGGGGUUAUACUUCGGGAAUGUAGAAACGUGCUUCUUGUUGCGGUUGCGGUGUUAACUUUUGUAGCUUUUAUACCUGUUUUGACGGUCGGGGUGGUGAUGGUGGGGGAUUUGGAGGAUCAUGAGGUGAUUGAUGGGGAGUACUCCCGUUUUAGGUCGAGGAGUGGGUUGCUUGCGGUGACGGCAUUGUUGUUGACGUUGGAGGCGGGGUUUAGGUUGGGGGUGAUGUUUGAUCCGAGGCCGUGGGGCGAAGAGAGGUGGUAUCAUUCGAGGGCGGCGUAUUAUUGCUUGGGGUAUGUGCUUGAGGUGGUGGUGGUUUGGUUGUUGACUGGGGGGAGGGUUUGGGGCGGGUUUAGGACGGGGGAGGUGUAUAAGGGGCAUUGGCCGGGGGGUGAAAGGCCGAGGGUGGAGAGGUGGGCUGAGUGGGUUAAUACUGAGGGGGAGGUUUAUGGGGAGAGGGGGUAG